CUAUCGUGUGUGGCUGCCUCACUGAGCCCCUCUGGCAGAGAGGAAGAGAGGAUGAGCAACCGCUGAGCAAGAGAGAGAGAGGGAGAGAGAGAGAAGGGUUAUGUGUGUGAGCUCAUGUGAGUGUGUGAGCAGGGCAUGAGAAAAAUCUCUGCCAAACCCACGAACCAUUUGUAAGAAUAGCUGGAAAAACGGGGCCACAGCGAGAUGCCAAGAAUAGGGCACAAGUCAUUCCUCUCCCUGCUAUGGCUUUUCACAAAGAUCUCAGCUGAUCUCAGAGGUUCCACUAGUAAGGACUGCAAAGGAUUCAUCCUGCAAGUUUAAAAAGAAGGAGACUGGGACUCUGUUUGGAGGGACAGCAUUAACUUAUCUUUUAACAAGCAGCAUGGUUGAAGAAAAUGUUGGAAGUGGAGAAGCAGAGAUGUAUUCCGUGUCUCAUGUGAGCGCCUGAGACCUGGUCUCUCAGGUGAAACCUCAACUCUUUACACACUAAGGUGAAGAUCAGCUUCCAGAGGAGCUGCAGCCAUGCUGUGUGGUCUGAGGAGGGACACCAAGAACAGCAUUGAUGAAGGACCAUACUCCAAGGGGAGCAAAGAGACAACUGACCAAUCGCAUUCCUCCCGGGGGCGAAGCCUUUCAGCAGAGGAGUAUCGAGGAGUGACCACGGUGGAGCUGAUGAAAAGGGAAGGCAGCAGCCUUGGCCUCACCAUCUCCGGAGGCUCUGAUAAAGAUGGCAAGCCCAGAGUGUCAAACCUACGGCCAGGUGGGCUGGCUGCCAGGAGCGACCAGCUGAAUGUGGGCGACUACAUCAAGUCGGUGAAUGGCAUCAACCUGUCAAAGCUCCGGCACGAUGAAAUCAUUAGCCUACUGAAGAACAUUGGGGAGCGAGUCGUCCUGGAAGUGGAGUAUGAGCUGCCUGCAUAUGUCCAGAGUCCGUCGGGAGUCAUAACUAAAACCAUAGAAGUGUUUUUACACAAGGAAGGAAACAGUUUUGGCUUUGUCAUGAGAGGAGGUUUCCAUGAAGACUGGCGAAGGUCUCGUCCUUUGGUGGUUACCGGUGUCCGGCCCGGGGGUCCAGCCGACAGAGAGGGCACACUAAAGGCCGGAGACCGGGUUUUAAGCAUAGAUGGGAUGCCUUUGAACAGAGAGAGGCACGCUGAUGCGUUGACCAUGCUGAUGCAGAGCGGCCAGGAAGCUCUGUUCCUGAUCGAGUAUGACGUUUCUGUCAUGGAGGCAGUGCAGCAGGCCUCGGGUCCUCUGCUGGUGGAAAUAGUGAAAGGUCCUUCUGCCAGCCUGGGGAUCAGCCUCACAACCACAACAUACAGAAACAAGCAAGUCAUCGUUAUCGACAAGAUAAAGCCAGCAAGUGUGGCGGAAAGAUGUGGAGCGCUUCAUGUGGGAGACAUCCUGCUGUCCAUAGAUGGGACAAACACUGAGCGCUGCUCCCUGAUGGAGGCAACGCAGUUGCUGGCCAGCACCUCAGAGAAUCUCAAACUUGAGAUUCUUCCAGCCAAUCAGAGCAGACUUCCCAUCAGGCCACAAGACACAGUUAAAGUACAGAAAAGCAACCAUCAUCACUGGGACCAAAGCAGCAACUACUGCCAUCCCCCACACGCCAGCCACAGCAAGACAUGGAGCAGCCCGAGCCACCCACACAACCAGCAGGACCACUGCAAAUCAGCUGUGAGCGCCGGCUUCUCCCCUUCAUCCACAGCCACCUCCGGCUUCAGCAGCCAAGGUAGCAACACUCUGCCCUGCCCCAUUGCCCCCGUUGCCCCCACUAGUCCCCGCAGCGCCACUGGGAGGAGAAGGAACAGGAAGAAGGACCACAAGAGCUCAUUGUCCUUGUCCUCCAGCUCUGUUGGUCCCGGGGGACAGAUUUUCCAUGUGGAAACAAGUGAAGUCCUCCUGAGGGGGGACCCACUAACUGGUUUUGGGAUCCAGCUGCAGGGCGGCGUGUUUGCCACAGAAACGCUGUCUGCACCCCCGGUCAUCCGCUUUAUAGAGCCCGACAGCCCCGCUGAGAGGUGUGGAGUGUUGCAAGUUGGAGACAGAGUGUUGUCCAUCAAUGGGAUCCCGACUGAAGAUGGCACUCUGGAAGAAGCUCAUCAGCUGCUCAGAGAUUCUGCUCUGGCGAACAAAGUUACAGUGGAGGUUGAGUUUGAUGUCGCAGAGUCUGUUGUUCCAAGCAGUGGCACUUUCCAUGUCAAACUACCGAAGCGGAGAGGAGUGGAGCUGGGCAUCACCAUCAGCGCAAGUAAGAAACCUGGCAAGCCCCUCAUCAUCUCAGACAUCAGGAAAGGAAGCAUAGCACACAGAACAGGCACUCUGGAGCCCGGGGACCGGUUGCUGGCCAUCGACUCUGUACGCCUGGAGAACUGCACCAUGGAGGACGCCAUGCAUGUCCUGCAGCAGGCCGAAGACAUGGUCAAACUGCGGAUCCAGAAGGACGAGGACAACAUUGAUGAGCUGGAGAUGUCAGGCUCCAUAAUCUACACAGUCGAGCUGAAGAGGUUUAACGGACCCCUGGGCAUCACGAUAUCUGGCACAGAGGAACCUUUCGACCCCAUCGUCAUUUCUGGCCUUACCAAGAAAGGCCUGGCAGAAAGAACCGGGGCCAUCCACAUAGGAGACCGAGUUCUGGCCAUCAACGGGAUCAGCCUUAAAGGGAAGCCUCUGAGCGAGGCCAUCCAUCUACUGCAGAUGGCUGGGGAGUCCGUCACCCUCAAAAUCAAAAAACAAGUUGACCAGUCUGACUGUCGGCGGUUGGCGGACAGAGAAGGCGGCUUUCUAAGCGAUCCAGAGGAUGAACUAACAGACUCCCAAAAAACCAGCAAACUCUCAGAGGUCUACUCAGCCAAUGUUCCCAGCAUAGACUCGGCCAUGAGCUCCUGGGACAGCGCGGCGUUUGAUGCAGGCUACAUUAGCCAAGGGCUAUAUCUGCAUAAAACGUCCGAUUUACUCCUAAAUCCACUUGACUGGAGGCGCCCGAAGCACAGAAGCCACACACCCUCCAGCUCUGGAGGUUUGGGACUGCAAGCAGGGCUGUACGAUGGAGGAUUCACUGAGGAUGAGUGGGACAAGACACCUGGAUUCGUCAGCCCCCCUCGCUGCCAUGGCACGUUGAACAAGGACGACAGCUUCUGGUCCCAGGCUCUACAGGACCUCGAGACCUGUGGCCAGUCUGGGAUUCUCAGGGAACUAGAAGCCUCUAUGACAGGCAGCACUCUCAGUCUGUACCUGGAGGAGACCAAGACCAGUGAAGACUCAGUGUUGCUCUCUGAGAUUAGUCCAAUAAAGAUGGAAGGAAUCCACGGCGUGUCUAAAAACAAAAGCCUGAACAUGUCGACAGGAGUCAGAGAUGGCUCAUCCAGGGCCAAAGGGGACCCCUCUGACAUUCUGUCCCCUUCAUCUCUGGCAUUGCAGAAGGUUUCUCUAAGGAAGGAUCCUGAGAGCCAUGACUUUGGUUUCAGUGUAUCAGAUGGGCUCCUGGAAAAAGGAGUUUAUGUCAACAUGAUUAGGCCAGACGGCCCAGCUGAAGAAGCUGGUCUGAAACCUUAUGACCGGAUACUUCAGGUGAACCGUGUGAGGACCAGGGACUUGGACUGUUGUCUCACUGUGCCUCUAAUUAUGGAGGCCGGAGACUGCCUGGAUCUGGUCAUUAGCAGGAAUCCACUGGCAGGCGUUUACACGGAGCUGCCCAACAACUGUGACGACCCCUCAAGCUCGCUUCUCUGCUUCGCCAACUACAGGACCAACAGCAUUGCCCUGUGAACACGGGGAUGAAAGUGGAACACGGCAGCGCUGGGACCUCACACAUGCAACACACGUGGUUCAGUUUGUCACAUUGUAGCUCUCUGAUGGACCUUUACGCUCGUGUUCUGCACACAGGAACAACCACACUCUGCCUCAGAGCAUCUCUCUCUCACUCAACAUUACACGACUGUUGCUUUUGGUCACUGCUGUGUUCAGAUAAUUUAGUUCUUCGGAGACUGAGGCUUCAGAACAGAGUCCCCUAUCACUCCCUCCCUCCUACACCCCCCGUCACCCCUCCUCGCCAGAGGCGCAGCCACAUGGAGGGUUAUAUAACAGAAGAGUCAUUGCUUCUGACGGGGGCCAGGACGUCAACGCACAUGUCUUCACUCUGCAGGAUCGCAUAAUGUGCACACUCACAGCUAAAGAUCUAAUAUAUUUUAAUGUUCCUGUUGCCACUGGUUUUAUUUUCCACAAGGAAUGCAUUGGUUUAUGUGCAUGGAAAGCACUAACAUAGAGACACCAGGUGUUGGUGAGAUCAAGGAACAUUGCACUUAUUUGAGUUAUUUCAGCCAUGAGUUGGCUCACUGCCUUGGUUUCUGGCCUCUGCCCAGCACUGGCUGCCCUAAAAAGCGGAUGAGCCCUCGAAUAGUCCUGAGCACUCCCUGAUACCUGCCAACGACUUUAUAUUUUAAUGCCACAAAAUCACUUGAGGUCAAUCGAACCUGUUUAUGACACUUGAAUUAUGAUUAUGCUCUGAAUCGUUCCAGAGAGAUGUUUGUGUGCACAAAUGAUUUCUUUUAAUGUCCACUUUUUUUUUUUCCUUCAAUAUUUGCUUCUGUCACAUUUACAAAGAUGUGGGUCAUGUUCAUUUUGCACAUGUUCAGACACUGUUUCUUCAUGUUUACUUUUGUUUUUUUGGGUUUUUUUAAGGGUUCAAAUUCAAUUUUCACAACUUUUCUGCACAAUCUGCUCUUUUUAACACAAAGCUCUAAGGAUGCAAGCUGUAUGCAAAUCCUUAACAUUUUCUAUGUUCUUACAGGGAACUUUGUGACAGUGCACUUUUUUAGUUUAAAAGUAGGAUGUGGUAAUUCAUUCUUUUCGUAAUAAAACGAACGCACUGAUCUGAAAGAUUAUGUUAAGUCAUGUGGUGGCUGGUGUGAAUAUGAUGUUAGUGUCCCAUUUGUAGCAGCCUCAGAGGCAAAUUUAUAGUUGGGUCAGCUUGUUUCAGACUUCUCCUGAAAUUUCAUUCAAUGUCAAGGCCCAUUUUAAAGGUCUUCUCUUAGUAUUGCAACUUUUUUGUAAACUGUAAAAUGCAUUACGGUGUGCAGUGUUCUUUUUUUUCUUUUUAGUAAAGGCCUGUAAUGUUUCGGGAUCUUUGUGCAAGCUAACCUGAAUGUGUUUCUGUACUUUUAGUUUUUUAAUUCCAAAUCUUCUGUGAAUUUGUAUGUUUUGGUCUAAAUGACCACUAAUAUUUAUUGGAUUUUAAUUUAGCAAGCAGUCCAGCUUUUUUUAUUGUAAUAAAGUUGUAAAACUAUAAGUGUCCAACUUUUAGAAAGUGUUUUCUGUAGCCCAAUUAUUCUGCAAAGCUGAAACAAAUCAGUUUUUCUUCCUUUUUAGCCAAAAAUGAAUGUAAUGAUCUUUGUUCAUGAUUCAGUUAUGUUUAUAUGGAAACAGUUUUACAAGAAAUAUCCUUCAGUUGGCCAAUUACUAGACAACUGUAUUGGCUUUAUAACAAAUGUAACCCAGUUAAAACCAAAUGCAUAAUAUAUCAUAAUCACUGUUGGAUUCAGAUGAAAUUGUAAUCAUCCAGUCAUAAGUCUGUUAAUUUAAUACCAGUUACCAAAUCCUUAUUUCACUUGUAUAUUUCAGCCACAUAUCUCAGAUUAAGUAAUGAAUAUACACUUGAAUCUAAAAUGACUAGUUCAUAGUUUUUACAACUGUGAAUUUAGUUGUAUAGGUGGUGAACUUUAAAUAUAAAAGCUUUAAAUUUGUUCUUGUACUGGUGUUAUGGGGCAAGAUGAAGCAUGCAGGACGACUCCAAUACAUUAUGAUUAAUGUUCACAGUAAAUUUGAAUGAACAGGAGUGAUUCAUUUGCCUAGCACCACAACUCUUCAAAGUAUCUUUCAGGAGACUGAAGGGAAAAAAAAGUAAAAACAAAGACAACAAAUACACUGAAGGAAUUUAGGAUUUAAUUAUCGCACACAAAACAAAUGCAAAUUUCAUACAAACAGUUAUGGCAUAAUGGAAGUGAACUAAGAAAAUCUUUAACCCUCAUAGUAAAACUGCUACUAGUAAACUGUUAAAUGAGACAAAAAGGUUUCUGCACAGCUCAGGUAUUUGGGGAUUUGAAUCAGACCCGAAGAGUGUAGAAACUAAAGACUGUCUUAUCGCUUUUUCUUGUCAUAGAAACACUAAGCAGGUUUAUGUUGAGAACAGAUGUCUAAAUGCAGUGACACUGUUGUAACAUGACCCAUUAAUCUAGUGGUGGUUAGGACUCUGGUAGCAGUAUUUGGAUGAGCAGCAGCUUCUGGAAGGAAUUUUUUUUACAUUUUUUUUUAUUUGCAGAAACCAUUUGAGACACAAUAAUAUAAUUUAAUAAUAAUGAAGGUGAACACACCAUAAACCUUUCUGUGUCUUUUGAUGGGAACCCUGUGCUCUGGUGGUGUUUUUGAUAUUAGUAUACUGAUGUAUUGUCUGAGAUGGAUUCAGAAACAUAUGCUACUUGUUUGUUCACCCUCAUUAAUGCCAUUUAGUACUGAUAUCGAGAUCUUGUUUUAAAGUAGAAAAGGGAGAAGCAAACCUCUUUCCUUUUCUGCUUUAAAACAGGGACAAGUCUGACUUACCAGCUUCUUAAAAUUAUGGAUACACAUUUUGACUGUAAUUGACUGUAGCUAUGUAAUAAUACUAAAAAAAAAUACAGUUGUGUUAGUUUGUGUAUAGGAAGAAAUGUUGCAAUAUUUGAUCAUCAGAACUAGGGUGAGCAUGUAUAGAUGUUGAAUAAAAGUGGUCCAAAGCUGGAGCUUUGAAGAA
Xiphophorus hellerii (green swordtail) is the source of this 6784-nucleotide messenger RNA. RefSeq names its product glutamate receptor-interacting protein 2-like. Gene Ontology annotation, molecular function: protein binding. Gene Ontology annotation, biological process: neurotransmitter receptor transport, endosome to postsynaptic membrane. NCBI's taxonomy places the organism in Eukaryota, Metazoa, Chordata, Actinopteri, Cyprinodontiformes, Poeciliidae. The transcript has 24 exons. The record is from RefSeq and is a predicted model, not a curated record. The coding region runs from base 523 to 3771 and encodes 1082 amino acids.